ACUGCAGUGGUCGAUUUCGGACACGGGCAGGAAUUCGAACGACACAGAGCCUCCAGGAAUACAAAGCCGAGACUUGCCGGUAGCGGCAGAUACUUCCAGAAGUUUCGAAGAAAGAGCCAGCGGGGCUUCCCUAUCCACAUAAUCCAAGAUGCCGGAACAGGCCGACGUCGGGGGGGAGGACGGAAUGCAUGGGAAGUCCGAGUUAGAACAGAUCCAGUUCAAGUCCAGCCAGGUCACCGAUGAUUCCUUGGAAUCCACAAGGAGGAUGAUGGCCUUAUGCGACGAGAGCAAAGAAGCUGGUAUUCGAACUCUCGUUGCUCUGGACGAUCAAGGAGAGCAACUGGACCGGAUCGAGGAGGACAUGGAUAAAAUUAAUGCUGAUAUGAAGGAAGCCGAGAAAAACUUGGAAGGAAUGGAAAAAUGCUGUGGUAUCUGCGUAUGUCCUUGUAAUAAGUCUUCGGACUUCAAAGAAGACGCAAGUACGUGGAAAGCAAGCGAGGACGGUAAAAUCGUCAACAAUCAGCCAGCGAGAGUCAUGGAUGAUAGAAACGGAGCCGGUCCCAUGGGCGGAUACAUCGCCAAAAUUACGAACGACGCUCGUGAGGAAGAAAUGGAAGACAACAUGCAGCAGGUGAGCACCAUGAUCGGCAACUUACGCAACAUGGCCAUCGACAUGGGCAGCGAAAUGGAGUCCCAAAACAGGCAGCUGGACAGGAUCAACCUCAAGGCCGAGUCUAACAAGACAAGGAUCACUGCGGCUAACCAACGUGCAACAAAGCUCUUGAAAGAUUAAGAGUCGGAAAAGCUCGGUCGCACAUUCAGAACCCGCCCCUUUUAGCUCGGAACACCCCCUUGAUUCAAAG
This is a messenger RNA of Uloborus diversus, 863 nucleotides long. RefSeq names its product synaptosomal-associated protein 25-like (gene Snap25). Bases 149 to 793 code for a protein of 214 amino acids. Gene Ontology annotation, biological process: synaptic vesicle priming; synaptic vesicle fusion to presynaptic active zone membrane; exocytosis. Lineage: Eukaryota; Metazoa; Arthropoda; Arachnida; Araneae; Uloboridae. Gene Ontology annotation, cellular component: plasma membrane; SNARE complex. Gene Ontology annotation, molecular function: syntaxin binding; SNAP receptor activity. The transcript is spliced from 8 exons. The record is from RefSeq and is a predicted model, not a curated record.